Molecule: messenger RNA, 975 nt
Organism: Antrostomus carolinensis (chuck-will's-widow)
Lineage: Eukaryota; Metazoa; Chordata; Aves; Caprimulgiformes; Caprimulgidae
Gene: GRAP2
Product: GRB2 related adaptor protein 2
Exons: 8
Coding region: 1-975 (324 amino acids)
Molecular function (GO): protein binding
Source: RefSeq, a predicted model, not a curated record
AUGGUAACGCGUCUCCUGCUUUCUAGCAAAGUGCCAGAGGAGAGGAGAGCUGCUACAAGCUUUGCUCUGCCACCAAGACACAGUAUGGAAGCCAUUGCCAAGUUCGAUUUCAGUGCUUCUGGAGAGGAUGAGUUGAGCUUCCGUGCUGGGGAUAUGCUGAAGGUUUUGAGCUCCCAGGAAGAGUGGUACAAGGCAGAGCUCAGGAGUCAAGAGGGCUACGUUCCUAAGAACUUCCUUGAUUUUCACGUUCCCCCCUGGUUUGAUGAGAGGAUAUCCCGUCACGAAGCAGAGAACAUCCUCAUGAGCAAAGGAGUUGGCUCCUUCAUUGUCCGAGCCAGUCAGAACUCUCACGGUGACUUUUCCAUCUCUGUCAGGCAUGAAGAUGAUGUGCAACACUUCAAAGUUAUGAGGGAUUCAAAGGGUAACUAUUACUUGUGGACAGAGAAAUUCCACUCACUAAAUAAACUGGUGGACUACUACAAGACAACUUCCAUCUCCAGGCAGAAGCAGAUCUUUCUGAGGGACAACAGCCGAGAAGAGAAGGAGAGGCGUGGUGGGAGCCUGGAACGGAUGGGCCGGGAAGGAUUCCACCUGGGUGGAGCAGCUAGAGAAGAUCAUACUUCUAUAGCCAGGAGAUAUGUAGAGCAUCCUAUCCCUGUACUGCAGCAGCAACAGGACAGAUAUGGUGGGAGUCUGGACAGGAAAGAUGGGCUUCAUGGACUAAGGGAUCACGGCCAAGGAAGUGCAGCAGCUAUGCAACAGAGACACACAGAAGCACUGCAUCAGCAGACAUCACGAACGUUAUGGGUCCGUGCCUUGUAUGACUUUGAUGCUGUGGAGUAUGAUGAGCUGGGCUUCCGCAGUGGAGACAUCUUAGAGGUCCUGGACAGCUCCAACCCAUCAUGGUGGAAAGGACGUCUGCGUGGUGAACUGGGUCUCUUCCCUGCCAACUAUGUCACACCUGUGCUUCUGUGA